This is a messenger RNA of Erythranthe guttata (spotted monkey flower), 1820 nucleotides long. RefSeq names its product amino acid permease 6. The record is from RefSeq and is a predicted model, not a curated record. NCBI's taxonomy places the organism in Eukaryota, Viridiplantae, Streptophyta, Magnoliopsida, Lamiales, Phrymaceae.
AAAGUCAAAGAUUCUACUCCUAGUCAACUCAUUAAAUCUGUGGCGGUGCUUAUGAAAUCCAUGCACAAUAAAUAAUCCCAUUUUUAAGGAUUCUUUUUCUUUUUUAUUAAAUAAAUAAUUAAAUAAAUAAAUAAAUAAACAAAGAAAUGAAAACCCUAGCUCCAUUAAACCACACACAAAAUCCUAUCUCUCUUGCUUCAAUCUCCUUUCUCUUCCUUUUUGACUAAUAUUAAUAAAUUAAGUUAAUCUGGGAUUGAGAUUGUCAUUAAUGCAAUUUUGAUUUUACAGACAUUCUUUUUUUUCUUUUUUUUUUUUUUGUGUGAAGAUUGAAAGAUUAAUACAGACUGUGGUUUUUCUCCUUCUGUAUGUAAAUUCGUAAUUCUUUUUUAUUUUUAUUUUUUAUUUAGUUUUUAGUGAUGAGGGAUAUUAGUUUGAAUAUCGAAGCAGAAAAUCAAGAAUCAUCCAAGUUUGACGAUGACGGCCAAGUUAAAAGAACAGGGACAAUGUUCACGGCAACGGCACAUAUAAUAACGGCCGUGAUCGGAUCCGGUGUGUUAUCCUUAGCGUGGGCCAUCGCUCAGCUCGGCUGGAUUGCGGGCCCCAUCGCCCUAUUGGCCUUCGCUGUAAUAACCUGGUUUACUUCAAUCCUAUUGGCUGAUUGCUACAGGUCAACUGAUGGCACUAGAAAUUACACUUACAUUGAAGUUGUCAGAUCUCAUCUAGGAGGAUUAAAAUUUCAACUUUGUGGUAUAGCACAACAUAGCAACCUUGUUGGUUCAUGUAUAGGAUACUCAAUCACAGCUUCCAUUAGCAUGGUGGCUAUGGGGAGAUCGUAUUGCUUCCACAAAUACGGGCACGAGGCCGGUUGCCAUAGAUCGAACAAUCCGUACAUUAUGAGUUUCGGAGCGAUGCAACUCGUCCUAAGCCAAAUACCGAACUUCCACAAGCUUACGAUGUUGUCUAUCGUUGCUGCUGUUAUGUCGUUCGCUUACUCGAGCAUCGGCAUUGGCCUCUCUAUAGGCAAGAUAGCAGAAGGAGGGCAAAUAGAGAGUGGCCUCACAGGGGUACCAAUUGGGAAAGACAUGUCAAGUACGGACAAGAUGUGGAAUACCUAUAAUGCCCUUGGAAACAUUGCUUUUGCUUAUGCUUUCUCCAAUGUUCUUGUUGAGAUACAGGACACAGUAAAAUCAGGGGCAUCAGAGAACAGAACAAUGAAGAAUGCUACUUUGGCGGGAAUUUCGAUUUCGACCAUUUUCUACAUGCUAUGUGGGGUUUUAGGGUAUGCUGCAUUUGGCAAUGAUGCCCCCGGAAAUUUCCUAACCGGUUUCGGCUUUUACGAGCCCUUUUGGCUCGUUGGUUUAGCCAAUUUAUUCAUUGUCAUUCAUCUUGUUGGAGCUUACCAGGUAUAUUGCCAACCAACAUUUGCGUUCGUGGAAGAAUUGGGCAGAAAAAAAUGGCCGGAAAGUAAAUUUGUGACGAGGGAAUAUUCCAUCUAUGGGCGUUUCGACCUGAAUUUAUUCCGGCUCGUGUGGAGAAGUAGUUUUGUGAUACUCACAACGGUUGUCGCUAUGCUGUUUCCAUUCUUCAACGAUUUUAUGGGGCUUUUAGGAGCCGCUUCGUUUUGGCCACUGACGGUUUACUUUCCGAUAGAAAUGUACAUUGCAAGAGCAAAGAUUCCAAGAUUCUCUUUCACGUGGAUUUGGAUGCAAAUACUUAGCGGCAUUUGUCUCGUCAUUUCACUUCUUGCGGCCGCGGGUGCUAUUCAAGGGCUCAUAAAAUCGCUCGGAACUUUCAAGCCUUUUCAUUCGGUUUCUUGAAAU